This is a messenger RNA of Oncorhynchus masou masou (cherry salmon), 9339 nucleotides long. RefSeq names its product acetyl-CoA carboxylase 2-like. The transcript is spliced from 53 exons. Gene Ontology annotation, cellular component: mitochondrion. The record is from RefSeq and is a predicted model, not a curated record. Bases 1 to 7392 code for a protein of 2463 amino acids. Gene Ontology annotation, biological process: fatty acid biosynthetic process. Lineage: Eukaryota; Metazoa; Chordata; Actinopteri; Salmoniformes; Salmonidae. Gene Ontology annotation, molecular function: metal ion binding; acetyl-CoA carboxylase activity; ATP binding.
AUGCUCCCACUUCUACUCUUGGGAUUACUACUGAUAUUGUGGCUAUUCUGGAUGAUUAAGGUCAAGCAGAUGCUGGAGAAAGGGGGGGAAAUAGUGACUGGCUGUGGAACCCCUGCAGCUGCAGCACAGGAGGAGAGGCAAGCGGCCGAUAGAUCCGCUGCGGCUGCACACACCCCUGCUCCACCCCCUACUAAACAAUCCACACCCAUGGGUCUUGCAGCAUCUACCUCAACAGAUAGCGGGGACAACCGUCCCCUAACCCACAUUGACCCCACUGUCGGUCCCAUGAUACCCAGGGCAGGGGGUUCCCAGGCUCCUCAGACCUCUUCGGAGGAAAUGAAUCACACACAGCCGUCCCUUCCCUUCGUUGUCCCUCAGCCUCCCAGUAGAACGAUCAGGCCCAAACUCAUCUCAGGCCUAGAAGCUCGACAAGCGCGCCCCAAGUUCAUCCUGGGGGCAUCGGAGGACAAUUCUUCAGAUGAAGAUCUGCCUUUGACCAUGAAACCCCCUACAGGUUUUGGUUCCUCUCAGGCAGUGGCCACCUCCUGCCUACGACAAACCGUAUCAGCAACCUCAACCACCUUCUCCCCCCCACAGCAAGUUACAUCAGUAACAUCAACCCCUACCUCCCAUGGCAUGAGGCCUAGCAUGUCUCACCCACAUCUGGUGAGGAAGGGUCGCGAGCACCGAAAAAUUGAGCUGCAAAGAGACUUCACCGUGGCCUCGCCGGCUGAGUUUGUCACCCGCUUCGGAGGAACCCGUGUGAUAGAUAAGGUGCUGAUAGCUAAUAAUGGCAUAGCGGCGGUCAAAUGUAUGCGUUCCAUCCGCCGUUGGUCCUACGAGAUGUUCCGGAAUGAGAAGACCAUCCGUUUUGUAGUGAUGGUCACCCCUGAGGACCUGAAAGCGAACGCAGAGUAUAUCAAAAUGGCGGACCACUAUGUACCCGUACCCGGCGGCGCCAACAACAACAACUAUGCCAACGUAGAGUUGAUAGUGGACAUCGCCAAGAGGAUCCCUGUACAGGCGGUCUGGGUUGGAUGGGGUCACGCCUCUGAGAACCCCAAACUGCCUGAGCUCUUGGACAAGAACGGAAUCUCCUUCUUAGGGCCAUCCAGUAAGGCCAUGUGGGCCCUGGGUGAUAAGGUGGCCUCCUCCAUCGUGGCCCAGAGCGCAGACAUCCCCACCCUGCCCUGGAGUGGAUCAGGUCUGAGAGUAGACUGGACAGAGGAUGACCAGAGGCUCGGCCACGUGAUCAGCGUGCCUCCAGAGGUCUACGUGCACGGCUGCGUGCGUGAUGUUGACGUUGGACUUGCGGGAGCAGACAGAAUUGGCUACCCGGUGGUGAUAAAAGCGUCAGAAGGAGGAGGGGGUAAGGGCAUCCGGAAGGUGGACAACGCUGAGGACUUUGCCAGCUUCUUUAGACAGGUGCAGUCGGAGGUGCCUGGCUCGCCCAUCUUCGUCAUGCAGUUGGCCCAGCAUGCCCGUCACCUGGAAGUCCAGAUCCUUGCCGACCAGUAUGGCAACGCAAUCUCCCUGUUUGGCCGAGACUGCUCCAUCCAGCGGAGACACCAGAAGAUCAUUGAGGAGGCCCCGGCCACCAUAGCAUCUUCCACCACCUUUGAGCACAUGGAGCAGUAUGCAGUGCGGAUGGCUAAGAUGGUGGGCUACGUGAGCGCAGGCACCGUGGAGUACCUCUUCUCUGAAGACGGGAGCUUCCACUUCUUAGAGCUCAACCCCCGUCUGCAGGUAGAACACCCCUGCACAGAGAUGAUUGGGGAUGUCAACCUGCCUGCCGCCCAGCUACAGAUAGCUAUGGGGAUCCCCCUCCACAGGAUCAAAGACAUCCGCAUGCUUUAUGGAGAGGCCCCUUGGGGGGACACCACCAUCAACUUUGAGGCCCCCGACUGUGUACCCAGUCCCCGGGGACACGUCAUCGCGGCCCGCAUCACCAGCGAGAACCCAGACGAGGGCUUCAAGCCCAGCUCGGGCACAGUGCAGGAGCUCAACUUCCGCAGCAGUAAGAACGUGUGGGGCUACUUCAGUGUCGGGGCUACCGGGGGUUUGCACGAGUUUGCUGACUCCCAGUUCGGCCACUGCUUCUCCUGGGGGGAGAACCGAGAGGAGGCCAUUUCGAACAUGGUGGUGGCCAUGAAGGAGCUGUGUAUCCGAGGGGACUUCAGGACCACGGUGGAGUACCUCAUCAAGCUGCUGGAGACAGAGAGCUUCAGGAACAACGACAUCCACACCGGCUGGUUGGAUAAUCUCAUCGCAGAUAAAGUUCAGGCGGAGAGGCCAGACACCAUGCUGGGCAUUGUCUGCGGGUCGUUACACGUGGCGGACUCUAGUUUCAGGAAGAGCAUGUCCGACUUCCUGCACUCACUGGAAAGGGGCCAGGUGCUGCCUGCAGCCAGUUUGCUCAAUACUGUCGAGGUGGACCUGGUCUAUGAGGGGAUCAAAUACUGCCUCAAGGUGGCUCGCCAAUCCCCCACCACGUACGUUGUCAUCAUGAAUGGCUCGGACAUUGAGAUCGAUGUCCAUCGGCUGAGUGACGGCGGCCUCUUGCUCUCCUACAACGGCAGCAGCUACACCACCUACAUGAAGGAGGAAGUGGCCAGCUACCGGAUCACUGUUGGCAACAAGACGUGUGUGUUUGAGAAGGAGAAAGACCCUACAGUGCUGAGGUCGUCCUCUGCUGGUAAGCUCCUGCUGUACCUGGUGGAGGACGGAGGCCAUAUCUGUGCAGGGAACUCGUAUGCAGAGAUCGAGGUCAUGAAGAUGGUGAUGACACUGACAGUGGUGGAGUCUGGCUGUGUCCACUAUGUGAAGAGGCAUGGGGCGAUGCUGGAGCCUGGCUGUGUGGUGGCACGCAUGGACCUGGACAACCCCAGCAGCAUCCAUCCAGUGGAACUGAACACAGCCUCUCUCCCAGCCCAGCAGCCGCUGCCCAUCGUGGGGGAGAAGCUCCACCAGGUCUUCCACAUGGUCCUGGAGAACCUGGUCAAGGUUAUGGAUGGCUACUGCCUCACCGAGCCCUACUUCAGCAACAAGGUGAAGCUCUGGGUGGGCUCCCUGAUGAAGACCCUGCGGGACCCCUCGCUUCCCCUGCUGGAGCUGCAGGAGAUCAUGACCAGCGUGUCCAGCCGUAUCCCGCCCGGUGUGGAGAAGGCCAUCCGCAAAGUCAUGGCCCAGUACGCCAGCAACAUCACCUCGGUGCUCUGCCAGUUCCCCAGCCAAAGGAUUGCCUGUAUCCUGGACAGCCAUGCGGCCACCUUACAGAGGAAGGCUGACCGGGAAGUGUUCUUCAUGAACACUCAGAGUAUCGUCCAGCUGGUGCAGAGGUACCGCAGUGGAAUCCGGGGUUACAUGAAGUCUGUGGUGCUUGAUCUGCUCAACCGUUACCUUCAGGUUGAAAUGCAGUUCCAGCAAGCUCACUACGACAAGUGUGUGAUCAACCUGAGGGAGCAGUACAAGCCUGACAUGACCCCUGUGCUGGAGAGCAUCUUUUCUCACGCCCAAGUAUCCAAAAAGAACAUCCUGGUCACUAUGCUUAUUGAUCAGCUAUGUGGCCGGGACCCCACCAUAACAGACGAGCUGAUGGCCAUCCUGAACGAGCUCACACAGCUCAACAAGAUGGAGAACUCAAAGGUGGCUCUGCGUGCCAGACAGGUUUUGAUAGCUUCCCAUCUGCCCUCUUAUGAACUGAGGCACAACCAGGUGGAGUCCAUCUUUCUGUCUGCCAUUGACAUAUAUGGGCACCAGUUCUGCCCAGAGAACCUGAAGAAACUCAUCCUGUCUGAGACCACUAUCUUCGAUGUUUUGCCCAAUUUCUUCUACCAUUCUAACCGGGUGGUGUGCAUGGCUGCCUUGGAGGUGUACGUACGCAGGGGCUACAUUGCUUAUGAGCUGAACAGCCUCCAGCAUCGCCAGUUGCAGGACGGGACGUGUGCUGUAGACUUCCAGUUCAUGUUGCCGUCGUCCCACCCCAACAGAGGGAGCAGCCCUACUCUGAACAGGGUGGCGAUGCCGGUGAACAGCACAGGGCAGUUUGAGAUGAGGCGGCAGGGUAGCGAGCUCUUCCUAGAAGGGGCACUCUCUCCCCCCUGUCAGCGCAUGGGGGCCAUGGUGGCCUUCCAAUGUUUUGAAGACUUCAAAAGGAACUUUGACGAGGUCAUCUCCAGCUUUGCUGACCCGCUCCUGGAGAGCCCGCUGUUCUCCGAGGCCUGCCCCAGCCUCUACGAGGAGGACAACUGCAAGAACAUGAGGGAGAACCCCAUCCAUAUCAUCAAUGUGUCCAUCAAGUCGGCAGACACAGAGAAUGACCAUGCCUUGGUCACAUCCUUCGCUGCCUUCGCCCAGUCUAAGAAAGUUUUACUCUUUGAGCACGGCAUCCGAAGGAUCACGUUUUUAGUCGCACAGAGGAGGGAAUUUCCCAAGUUCUUCACUUUCAGAGCCAGAGACGGGUUCCAGGAGGACCGUAUCUACAGGAACCUGGAGCCUGCUCUGGCCUUCCAGCUGGAGCUGAACCGCAUGCGUAACUUUGACCUGACAGCCGUGCCCUGUGCCAACCACAAGAUGCACCUGUACCUGGGCGCCGCCCGUGUGCAGGAGGGUGCCGAGGUCACCGAUUACCGCUUCUUCAUCCGAGCCAUCAUCCGCCACUCUGACCUCAUCACAAAGGAAGCAUCCUUUGAGUACCUGCAGAAUGAGGGCGAGCGUCUUCUCCUGGAGGCCAUGGACGAGCUGGAGGUAGCCUUCAGCAACAAUAAUGUGCGCACUGACUGCAACCACAUCUUCCUCAACUUUGUCCCCACCGUCAUCAUGGACCCCUCCAAGAUUGAGGAGUCAGUGCACUCCAUGGUGAUGCGUUACGGUAGUAGGCUGUGGAAGCUCCGGGUGCUCCAGGCCGAGUUGAAGAUCAAUAUUCGGCUGACGCCCACCGGGACCUCCAUCCCCAUCCACCUGUUCCUCACCAACGAGUCAGGCUACAACCUGGAUAUCAGCCUAUAUAAGGAAGUCACAGACCCCUCAACAGGACAGAUCAUGUUCCAGUCAUACGAGGACAAGCAGGGCCCUUUGCACGGCAUGCUCAUCAACCAUCCCUAUGUCACCAAGGACCUGCUGCAGUACAAGCGCUUCCAGGCUCAGACCCUGGGCACCACCUACGUCUACGACUUCCCUGAAAUGUUCCGACAAGCCCUCUUUAAGCUGUGGGGUCCGGGUGACAGUUACCCUAAAGACGUGCUGAUGUGCACUGAGCUGGUGCUGGACCCGCAGGACCGACUGGUGCAGAUGAACCGCCUGCCUGGAGACAACCAGGUGGGAAUGGUAGCCUUCCGGAUGCGAAUGAAGACGCCUGAGUAUCCCGAGAGCCGCGACAUCAUCGUCAUCUGCAACGACAUCACCUAUAUGAUUGGCUCGUUCGGGCCCCAGGAAGACCUGCUGUUCCUGCGGGCGUCGGAGCUGGCCCGGGACGAGGGCAUUCCUCGUAUCUACAUCUCAGCCAACAGCGGGGCGCGCAUUGGCCUGGCCGAGGAGAUACGACACAUGUUCCAGGUGGCCUGGAUCAACCCCCAGGACCCUUACAAGGGUUUCAAGUAUCUGUACCUGACGCCCCAGGACUACACCCGCAUCAGCUCUACCAACGCUGUCCACUGCCACCAUGUGGAGGAGGGAGGGGAGUCCAGGUACGUUAUCACUGAUAUCAUAGGGACCGAGGAGGGACUGGGGGUGGAGAACCUGAGGGGAUCAGGCACCAUCGCCGGGGAGACAUCCCAGGCCUACGAUGAGAUCAUCACCAUCAGCAUGGUGACGUGCCGUGCCAUUGGGAUCGGGGCCUAUCUGGUGCGUCUGGGGCAGAGGAUCAUCCAGGUGGAGAACUCCCACAUCAUCCUGACUGGGGCUGGAGCCCUCAACAAGGUCCUGGGCCGAGAAGUGUACACCUCCAACAACCAGCUGGGAGGUGUCCAGAUCAUGCACAACAAUGGCGUGACACACAGCACGGUGCCUGACGACUUCGAGGGCGUUUUCACCAUCCUGCAGUGGCUCUCCUUUAUGCCAAAGAACAAGCACUCUCCGGUGCCGAUGAUCCCACCCAAGGACCCAGUGGAGAGGGAGAUUGAGUUCACCCCCACCAAGGCUCCCUAUGACCCCCGCUGGCUCCUGGCCGGGAGGCCCCACCCCACUGUGAAAGGAGCCUGGCAGAGUGGAUUCUGUGACCAUGGCUCCUUCAUGGAGGUACUGGGAUCUUGGGCCCAGACAGUAGUGGUAGGCAGAGCCAGGUUAGGAGGGAUUCCUAUUGGUGUCAUCGCAGUGGAAACACGCACCGUUGAGGUGGCUAUCCCGGCCGAUCCAGCCAACUUGGACUCUGAGGCCAGACUGGUGCAACAGGCUGGCCAGGUGUGGUUCCCGGACUCAGCCUUUAAGACGGCCCAGGCCAUCCGUGACUUCAACCGCGAGCGGCUGCCUCUAAUGGUGUUCGCCAACUGGAGAGGCUUCUCCGGGGGAAUGAAAGACAUGUACGACCAGGUGCUGAAGUUCGGUGCCUACAUCGUGGAUGGCCUACGGGAGUUUCGCCAGCCCGUGUUGAUCUACAUCCCGCCGCACGCCGAGCUGAGAGGGGGAUCCUGGGUAGUGAUCGACCCCACCAUCAACCCUCUGUGCAUGGAGCUCUACGCAGACAAGGAGAGCAGGGGUGGUGUGCUCGAGGCAGAGGGCACUGUUGAGAUUAAGUAUCGCAGGAAAGACCUGUUGAAGACCAUGCGCCGAAUCGACUCAAUAUACGCCGUUCUGGCUGAAAAGCUUGGUACACCCGAGCUGACGGACAAACAGCGGCGGGAGCUGGAGGCCAAGCUGAGUGCCAGAGAGGAGUUCCUACUGCCCAUUUACCACCAGGUGGCAGUGCAGUUUGUGGACCUCCACGACACUCCUGGUAGGAUGCAGGAGAAGGGCGCCAUCACGGACAUCCUGGACUGGAAGAACGUGCGGAGCUUCUUCUACUGGCGUCUGCGGCGCCUCCUGCUGGAGGGCGUGGUGAAGUGUGAGGUCCUGCAGGCCAACCCAGAGCUGAGUGACGGACACAUCCAGUCCAUGUUGCGCCGCUGGUUUGUGGAGACUGAGGGAACAGUCCAGGCGUACCUUUGGGACAACAACAAAGCGGUGGUGGAUUGGCUGGAGAAACAUUUGACCAAAGAGGACGGCACACGAUCAGCCAUCAGAGAGAACAUCAAGUACCUGAAGAGGGACCACGCCUUAAAACACAUCCGCAGCCUGGUGCAGGCCAAUCCUGAGUUGACCAUGGACUGCAUCAUCCACAUGAGCCAGACCAUCACUCCGUCCCAGAGGGCCAAGAUUUCCCACCUGCUGGCCACGAUGGACGGCACAGCCCCCAGUUAAACUCCAGGUCUGAGCUAAGCUGCCUGACGCCUUAAACAAGACAUCUAUGUAGUUGUCCCAUACGAGAGAGACUAGAGAAGUAGACGUGUGGAUCCUAGGGCCAGCAUCUUCUCCAGUGCAUCCUACUUUCUGUUGUAAUCAGGUGAGCCAAUAAAGCUAAGACUAAAGCCUGUCUUAUUCUCAGGGUUAGGGCUAGUUAGUGCUACUCACUCACUGUAACCAGGCACAGCAGAGAUUCACCCUGCCACUGCACAUGUACUACAUGCUGUGAUUGGACAUGUUUAGGAUGUUCCAAGCAGGCCUGGGUUCAAAUACUAUCUCGGAUCAUUUCAAAUACUGUAUUUGAGCUUGCCUGUUCCAAUAGAACCAAUAGAAAAUGAUCAAAGGUACAAACCACACCCACCUGACACUACAGGCAGGCGGAAAGAAUGGUCUGGUUCCAUGUAGCGGUUGACAUUGCUGUGAUCAGAGGGAACAGCCACUACUCACUGGCAUUUCAAAUGCACAUUAUCAAUAGGAUGGGAAAACCCAUAUAUUUAAAAAAUGUAACAUUCAUUGAAUGGAUUGAACCAUGGGCCUUUUUGUCAGUAUUCUAAUAAAGAUUCUCAUUGCUAUCCUUUGAAUGUACGGCAUACUGUACGAAGGGGAAUGUUCUUUUUUCUUUCCCUAAUUAAACCAAAGGUUAGUUUUUAGGUCAGUGUCGUCUUUAAAAGCCUAACUAUGUGCAAUUUGAAAGUCAGGUAAAAGCUUUUUUUGUAUUUAACAUUACCACCCGGUGUUUAUUCUUGUACCCUUGAAUUUCUUUCUUUGUAUUAUUGGUGUUUGACUGAAUUAGAAAUACACCUGUGUUUUUCCUGAGUCAUUUCAUUUGUAUUUUCAUCCAAAUUGGCGACAGAUUUUCAUGCUAAUAUUCUAAAAUUAGCAUAAAAACAAUGUGUGCAUUUUCCCACCUGAGAUGUGUUUCCAUCAAAUUGACUUGGUGCGGAUAAAAGGCUGUGCGUGAUGAGGUAUGCUCAAAAAAAUGACUUUUGCUGUUAAAUUCCCAUUUACCGAAUUUAAAUAAAAUAAAAAACAUGUUAAAUGGGUUUCUGUCGGAUUUUCAACUUUACUGAUGGUUUUAACACAUUUUUUUUUAUAUAUAUAGCGAAUGUGCUCAUUCAGGUGGAAUCAUUUGCGUGCUAGCCAACAACUCGCAGAUAUACAGUGCAGGUGGGCUAGCCUAUCAUGGACAAAAGAGUGAGAUCAUUUUGAUUUGUCAAACGGCAGCCAAGCUUUGAUCAUCAUGUCACCAGAAUAAGACCCUCAAUAUUUAUUGGAAAGGAGCAUCAAGCUCAUCACCGUGCACUUUCACCACCCUGUGAAGUUCAUCAUCAUUCAUCUGUAGCCUAAUUAACUGCAUGCUUUCCCAACCAGUCUAGUGGGAGGACCACACAACAUGUCAUCACGUGACUCCAAGUUUACUUUGAUAUGAUGGUUAUUAUAGCAAUAUUUAUGCAUAAAGGCAUUUUCACCGCCAUUUCUCACAUAAUACAUUUUACAGACACAAAAAUAACCCACCUGAUAAUAACCCACCUGAUAAUAACCCACCUGAUAAUAACCCACCUGAUAAUAACCCACCUUAUAAUAACCCACCUUAUAAUAACCCACCUGAUAAUAACCCACCUGAUAAUAACCCACCUUAUAAUAACCCACCUGAUAAUAACCCACCUGAUAAUAACCCACCUUAUAAUAACCCACCUUAUAAUAACCCACCUGAUAAUAACCCACCUGAUAAUAACCCACCUUAUAAUAACCCACCUGAUAAUAACCCACCUGAUAAUAACCCACCUUAUAAUAACCCACCUGAUAAUAACCCACCUGAUAAUAACCCACCUGAUAAUAACCCACCUUAUAAUAACCCACCUGAUAAUAACCCACCUGAUAAUAACCCACCUGAUAAUAACCCAC